CAUGAUCAUGGAAUCUUCUGGAAGUCCUCUUCUCCGGCUCUCUGUUCUCUCGCAGUAUUGAAGAACAUCCUCAAUGGAGAACUGAUCAGGAGCGUUCAUGUCUAUCGCUCGAGGAUGGCGACGAAGGGCGUGGAGAGAGAAUUCAUGUUCUCUCCGAAUUGUUAUGCGGAAAUGGUAGCCCAACCACUUCUUAAGUUGUCGAGGCGCCAGUUCUCGGAGCUCUUCCAAGGUUUGGUAAUUGGUCUGUGGCUCUGUAUAUUCGCAUUUGAUACUGAUUGUCCCCCUCCCUUGACCCCCAUUCCUUAUAUUCUCGCAGUCUCAAGAAACUCCAAAUUGACAUCAAUUUCAACAUUGGCUAAUGAUCUUCAAGAGAUUUUCCAGUUGAAGCACCAAAGUGAAAACCAAGAGCCAUCACCGUUUGCACCUAAGAAAAUGUGUGAAGAGAAGAAAGAUAAUAAUCAAUCAACAAGACCCAUGUUUAAUCAAGAUCUUAAUUGUCUCCCUCUUCCUGUUGUUUCACCAGAGUUAACAGAAAACCAGCAAUUGAACCAAGCUGUACCAGAGGUUUUGAAGAAGAAGAGGGCAACAACAGAAGACAUAGCUAGAAUUGCUUUAUCUGAUAUUGUCAAAUACUUCAAUCUUCCGAUAGCAGAAGCUUCAAGAAAUCUGAAGGUUGGAGUUACUGUGCUGAAGAGGAAGUGCAGGGAACUUGGUAUUCCUCGUUGGCCACAUAGGAAGAUUAAAUCUCUUGACACUCUAAUACAUAGCCUCCAGGAAGAAGCAAAGCGGCAGGAACAGGAGAACAAGGUGGCAGCCCUGGCUGUAAGAAAGAGGCAAAAGAUGCUGGAGAGUGAGAAACAAGGCAUAGAGAGGAAACCCUUCAUGGAGAUACAGACCGAGACCAAGAGGUUCAGACAAGAUGUUUUCAAGAGAAGGCACAGAGCUAGAGCUUCUCUUAAUAAAAGCAAAAGCUAAAUCAGUCUCUCCGGCCCAAUUUGAAAGUUGGACCAUCCAUUCAGUUAAUAAUAAGAGAUAACAUUGAUACAGACAGAUAAUCAUACUUAAAAAUAAUCCAUCAAUUAAAAUGAGUACUGAUUCUAGCAUUUUCAUUUUCA
This is a messenger RNA of Nelumbo nucifera (sacred lotus), 1115 nucleotides long. It is a transcript of the gene RKD5, whose product is annotated as RWP-RK domain-containing protein. Lineage: Eukaryota; Viridiplantae; Streptophyta; Magnoliopsida; Proteales; Nelumbonaceae. Gene Ontology annotation, molecular function: DNA-binding transcription factor activity. The record is from RefSeq and is a predicted model, not a curated record.